GGCCCCAACGCAUCUCCUAUCACUCCAUUACUACUCUGUCAGCAAACAAUUCCCCACCCAGGAGCUGGAGAAUUGGUGCCACGGAUAAACCUGCCUAUAACCUGCCAUAACUGAACAGCCGCAGUCUUUACUCUCUUGCGAAUAAAAAUCCUCACAAUGGGAGUCCUUCCUAGCAAGUUGCAACACACAUCUGCGGCUGGUCAGGUUGCGCAAGGCCACAUCACAAAGAACUGGGUCCCUAUAAAAGAGGAACCCGUCUAUACUCCGAGGAGGAUCAGGCUCAUCUGUGUGGGAGCUGGAUUCUCAGGUCUGACUUUGGCUCACAAGAUCAAGCAUGAGAUGAGACUUGGGGAAAUCAUUGACUACGUGAUCUAUGAAAGGAACCACGAUGUUGGAGGAACAUGGCUUCAGAAUAAAUACCCAGGAGUUGCUUGUGAUGUUCCCGCCCAUGCCUACACCUUCCUCUUCGAACCGAAUCCAAACUGGUCACAAUUCUAUGCUCCAGGCUCGGAGAUCCAAGAUUAUAUCAAGAACACGGUACGAAAAUGGAAUCUGGAUGAUCAUAUUGAGUUCAACUCUUGUGUGGUGGAGUCACUCUGGGAUGAGUCGAUUGGGAAGUGGAAGGUCAAAAUCAAUCAGAAUGGAACUAUCAAAGAAGAUGAGGCUGAAAUUCUGGCCAGCGCAUCAGGGUGUCUAACCAAGCCCCGUGUCCCGAAUAUUGAAGGCAUAGGUGACUUCAAGGGGAAAUUAUCGCAGACAGCAGAUUGGGAUGAUACAUAUGACUGGAAGAAUAAGCGUGUCGCAGUAAUAGGAAAUGGCGCCUCAGGGAUCCAAACAGUUACCGCAAUGCACUCGACAUCAUCCAAGCUCGUCAACUACGUCCGAAGUCCUUGUUGGAUCUCACCCAACUUUUCCGGAGAAUUAACCAAGGAUGGGAACAACUUUUCUUUCACGGAAGCGGAGAAGAGACAGUUCAGGGAAGAUCCGAAAGCUUUUUUCGAGUUUCGCAAAAAGCUCGAGAACAGUGUCAAUGGCUUCUGUUACGCCAUGCUCAGGGAUCAUCCGUUCAACAAAGACACACGAGAUACUUCCAUGAAAAGAAUGCAGGCCAUCAUCAAGAACAUCCCAGACCCCUCCAUUGCUGCCAGAAUGAUACCAGAUUUCCAUCCAGGUUGUCGACGUCUUACCCCCGGACACGGCUACCUCGAAGCCUUUACAAAUCCAAACACCCAAAUGUGCUGGGAACCAAUCGAGCGGAUCACAGAAACUGGCAUCAAAACGACCGACGGGCAACAAAAUGAAUUCGACAUAAUCGUCUGCGCCACCGGCUUCGACACCACAUACAUACCCCAAUGGAAGCUAAUAGGGCGCAACAACACCACCUUAACCGGGAGAUGGAAACAUGACCCCGAAGCAUUCUUCUCCGUGCACGUCGACAACCUACCCAACUACUUCAUGAUCAUGGGCCCAAACUUCCUCGUCGCUCAUGGCUCCCUCCUGGCCGGCAUCUCAUUCACAUGCGACUAUAUCCUGAAAUGGGCCCGCAAAAUAGGCACCGAGGACAUCAAAUCCAUCGACGUCAAGAAAUCCGCCCUGGACGACUACAACGUCUGGACCCAGGAAUACCUCAAACGCACCGCCUGGUCUGAUCCCUGUCGGAGCUGGUACAAGAACGGCAAGUCGUCAGGACAAGUCACUGCGCCUUAUGGAGGGACAACGAGCCACUUCAAGAAAUGUCUCGAGAAUAUGGGCGGCGAGCAUUUCAAUAUCGAGUAUAACUCGGCCAAUCGGUUUCGGUUCCUGGGUAAUGGUCAGGUCGAUGUGGAGAGGAAUGGCUUCGGAGAUCUGGCGGAGUAUUUUGUUGAGGAGCUUUGGUGAUUUACCUAGACCAUUGAUUGGUAAGUGGUAUGAGCCAAACAUUAUGAUAAAGCAGGACCCCCAGAACUCGGAUAGGGACAAGAGAUUAUGACCUGGGCUGACAGGAGCUGUUGAGGGCGCUAUUAUGGGGGUGGCACUAAUUGAUAGCAGCUGCAUGACUCGAAGAUCACUAUAAUAGCACUGGUAUCUGAAUGGACUGACUGUAUGUAUUUCCAUAGGCCGACCUCGAAAUUAGACUAUCAAACAUAGGAAAUUUCCACUGAGUGCAAAGACAAUGACACAAUCAAGAAAAUAUAUCAGGCCAAUGCUGUAACCGAGCACUCCUGCUCCAUCGGCAGUCCCAAAGACCGCGAC
Messenger RNA from Aspergillus ibericus CBS 121593, 2232 nucleotides. RefSeq names its product flavin-containing monooxygenase. The record is from RefSeq and is a predicted model, not a curated record. Bases 157 to 1878 code for a protein of 573 amino acids. Gene Ontology annotation, molecular function: N,N-dimethylaniline monooxygenase activity; flavin adenine dinucleotide binding; NADP binding. The transcript has 7 exons. Lineage: Eukaryota; Fungi; Ascomycota; Eurotiomycetes; Eurotiales; Aspergillaceae.